Messenger RNA from Tyto alba (common barn owl), 1819 nucleotides. It is a transcript of the gene MSTO1, whose product is annotated as misato mitochondrial distribution and morphology regulator 1. The record is from RefSeq and is a predicted model, not a curated record. The transcript has 14 exons. Gene Ontology annotation, biological process: mitochondrion distribution. Gene Ontology annotation, cellular component: cytoplasm. NCBI's taxonomy places the organism in Eukaryota, Metazoa, Chordata, Aves, Strigiformes, Tytonidae. Bases 11 to 1738 code for a protein of 575 amino acids.
GGGGACGCGCAUGCGCCCUGCGUGGCGCGGAGCCGCGAUGCCGGGGGAGGUGGUGACGCUGCAGCUGGGGCAGUACGCGGGCUGCGUGGGCGCCCACUGGUGGGGGCUACAGGCCGCCACCUUGCGCAGCCCCGCCGGGGCCGCCGAGCUGCGCGCCCACGCGUUGCUCCGCGCGGGGCGGGCGGCGGGCGGCCGCGAGACGCACACGCCGCGCCUGGUGGCGCUGGAGCUGAAAGGCGGCGUGGGCGUGCGGGGGCCCGGCGGCGCGGGCGCGGAGGCGCCGGUGGCCUGGGACGGGGCGGUGGCCGCGUACCGGGAGCGCGGCCCGGCCGGGGGCUCCGCGCCGCGGGACAGCGGGAGCCGCACGGAAAAUGCUUCCUCGGAGGGAAAGGGAAGGUCCAGCACCCCGGCUCAAGGAGCAGCUCCUGCCUCUUCACCACUCGCCCUUUCCCAGGAAGCUUACUCAGGCAGCAGCACGCAGGUCUGGUCCGAUUACCUCAGCAUGCACUUGCAUCCCAAGAGCAUCUAUGUCAUCCGCCAGUACAUGCACGAUGGGGAAUGUGGCUGUCUGGAAGCCUUUGGACAAGGUGAAAGUCUCCUGCAGGACCCUGGCUGCAUAGAAGAGUUGGAAGAUCGGCUGCACUUUUAUGUUGAAGAGUGUGAUUAUCUGCAGGGGUUUCAAGUCCUCUGUGACCUACACAAUGGAUUCUCUGGAGUUGGUGCCAAGGUGACAGAACUGCUCUACGAUGAGUAUUCAGGAAAAGGUAUCCUGACCUGGGGCUUGACUCCAGUCCUGAGUAAUGUGGGAGAUUUUCAGAAGAAUUUUUACAGACUGAUGAACACAGCCCUUGGAAUUGUCCGUCUCUCCAGUCACAGCUCACUCUUCUGCCCCUUGUCGCUCAGUGGGAGUCUAGGAAUCAAGCCACAACCUCCCCUCACAUUUCCAUAUAUAAACUGUGAUGCAUCAUCUAACUACCACAGUAGCGCAAUCCUGGCAGCAGCGCUCGAUACCCUUACUGCCCCUUACCGGCUCUGUUCCUCUCAGGCCUCUAUGAUGCACCUUGCUGAAACACUUAACUUCUCUGGCAGAAAGGUUGCGGCUGCGUGGGCUUCUCUCCCCUUUCCUGUCCUACGUGGCUACUCGCUCCCCGAUACUUUAUGUGCCUACCAGCAGGACGUACCCUGGAAGCUUCUGUCUUCAUGUAGGGAGCAAAAGGUCAGCUGCUGUUUUGCUCAGUCUGUUGUGCUACGAGGAAUUUGCAAAGAAAGUCACAUCAGCAGCUGCCCAGGAAAGCAGCCCCCUUCUCCACUCCACACCUGUGAGAGCACUGAGCAGGUUCUGCAGCAUUACUUACACACUGUGUUUCCUGGAGCAUUCAGCACAUCCCAUGUGCUUGAGCAGCCGUGUCACACCCUUCCUCCGUACCCCCAGUUUUUUUCUCCUCUUCUUACCAGAGAAGGCUUCCUCCUGGACAAACCUCCCACCUACUCCUCAGCAGCUGUUGAAAGCAUCCCUGUACUAGCAGCCCUGCAGUCUUCACCAGUUCUGCACACACUCCUCUACAGCUUGUACAAGGAUCUCCAGAAGCUGAACAUGCGGCGAUGGGCCAGCUUCUUCUCUGCUGGAGUUGAACUGGACGACUUCCAGGAGGCUUUAGAGGAGCUCAGAACUCUAGCCCAGUGCUAUGAAACAGGGUUUGAAGCAGAUGAAUCUGAAGAUGAAGCAGAUUCAGACUAACUCAUCUUUAUUACUAGAGAUAGGGGAAGUAAAAAUAUCUUUAAGAUCGCUUUCAAAAUAAAGGGAAUGGCUUUAAAGAUG